AUGGCUGCGCCGGGAAAAUCCCCCGAGCCCGGCGCUGCCAGCACGGGCCGCGUCCCCGGCGUCACAUCCACCGGGACGGGGAACCCCCGGGGCAGCGCCCACGUCCUGUGGGGCCCCAUCACCGGCAGGAAGCGGCGCCGGAGAGGGCUUGUCCCCGGCCUCCUGAACCUGGGCAACACAUGCUUCAUGAAUUCCCUGCUCCAGGGCUUGUCCUCCUGCCCCUCCUUCAUCAGGUGGCUGGAGGAGUUCACCACACAGUACAGGACAGAGCAGGAGAAAUCCCAGGAGCAUCAUCAAUACCUGUCAGUGACUUUGCUGCAGCUCCUGAGAGUUUUAUCCUGCCAGGAGGUGACAGAGGACGAUGUGCUGGAUGCCAGCUGCCUGCUGGAGGUGCUGAGGAUGAACAGGUGGCAGAUCUCCUCCUUUGAGGAGCAGGAUGCCCAUGAGCUGUUCCAUGUCCUGACCUCUUCCCUGGAGGACGAGCGGGAUCGGCAGCCCCGUGUGACCCAUCUGUUUGAUGUGCAUUCCCUGGAGCAACCAGAAAUAACCCAAAAACAAAUAAGCUGCAGGACAAGAGGAUCUCUUCCCCCUGUGUCCAACCACUGGAAAUCUCAGCACCCUUUCCAUGGAAGGCUGACCAGCAACAUGGUCUGCAAACACUGUGAGCACCAGAGCCCUGUGAGGUUUGACACCUUUGACAGCCUCUCCCUGAGCAUUCCAGCAGCUGUGUGGGGUCGUCCCAUGACACUGGACCAUUGCCUCCAUCAUUUCAUCUCCUCAGAGUCUGUGAAGGAUGUUGUGUGUGACAACUGCACCAAGAUCCAGGCAGAAGGAAUUCUGAAUGGACAAAGCAUAGAAAACCAGAGAACAACGUUUGUUAAGCAAUUAAAGUUAGGAAAGCUGCCCCAAUGUUUGUGCAUCCACCUGCAAAGGCUGAGCUGGUCAAACCAAGGCACUCCCCUGAAGAGACACGAGCACGUCCAGUUCAACGAGUUCCUGGUCAUGGACAUCUACAAAUAUCGGGUUCCUGGUCCCAAAUCCAGCCAGGAGCAGCUCAGCCAGAAAAACUUGGAGGAGACAACCCCGGGAAUAAAGGAUGGGAGAGCAGGGAAACCUUCAGAUGCAGAACAACCAGCUGGUACCAAACCUCUCUUCAUGAAUGGUGCCUCCUCUUCCUCAUUUUUAAUGUCCCCAGGAACUUUCCCACUUGCUGCAUUCUCUGAGUGCAGUUUUUUUUAGGGCAACUUUGUACCUCAUGAAUUCAUAGUGCUGCCCAAAGCUUGGGGGUGUUCACACUUCCUCAGGAGAGGCUCCAAACCAGCCAAAGCAUGAGUGAUAAAAGAGUGGAUAUGCAAAAUUAUUUACACAACUCGUCAUUCCAGAGUCUGGAGCACAAUUCCUGGCCCAGGUAAUGCUCAUAAUACAUAAACAUUGAUAAAUCCACUGCUGGACUGGGACCUAGUUUGUGGCUGUGAAGCACGAGCAGCUUGGUUUUAACCUGUUUUAAGUUAUAGAAAACCAAGAAAACAAAACAAAAAAACAAAACAAAACAAAACAAAAAAAACUUUGAAAGAUGCAAAAUGCCAAAAAUUUGCUCUGGUUGUUGAAGGGAGAGCUGACAGAGCUGGAGAAGGAGGCAGCCUUCCCUACUGGGAGCCAUCUAAAACCAUCAGCCCAACAUCUCUCUCCAGCAGAUCAGCUCAGAACUGAAACCCUCUCCAGGGGCAGCAGUGGCUGUUCUGCAUUCUCCACACUCAGUGCUCUGCUUGGGGGCUUUUCCUGCAUUUGGGAGCUCAGCUGAGCCCCCCCAUUGGCUCAGUUGUGCUGGAGGAGGGGCAGAGGACAUGCACACUGUGGACUGAAAUCUGGCAGCUGGGACAGGGACAAAGUCACCUCUUCUGCACAGCCAGCAAGUUUUUUUGUCAAGAGCUGUUUCUCUGGGCUGUGGAUUAACUCUGGAUCUCCCUCAAGGGCUAUCAAGGGGAGGGUUGAGCCUUUUUUUCUGGCUUUGCCUACUGGGGAGGAAUGGAUGGGCUUGGCGUUAACCCUCAGGGGAGGAGUGGAGCAAAGCCCAGCACCUCAAUCCUAAUCCUGGCCUUGAGCUGUGCCAGAUCCUCCCAGCCCCCUGUGAGCUGGGGAUCUGUGCAGGGCUUUGGGAGCUCAUCCUCUCCUUUUGGAGGGCACUGGCAUCUGUUUUCCAGCCAACCACACCAGUAGAGAUCACUGGAAUUUGUCCAACCCUCCCCUUUGGAGGUCCCAGAGCUCUGUGUUUUCCAGCCAAACCUCCCCUCUGGAGGUCACUGGGAUCUCUUUUCCAGCCAAACCUCCCCUCUCUCCAUGCAGCCACAAGGCUCAAAUGCUGGUACUUGUCCCUCCCAAGCUGCCAUGGUGGAAAAGAUGUUAAUAAAUUGUAAAUAAUUAAGAGCUCCGAGAUGGCAUCUGUGUGUUUGGGUUAUUCUUGUAUUAUUUUGUGUGUUAAUUUAAAAAAUGUCUGUUCCAGUUCAAGCACUGCACUGCUGUUGGAAGUUGUUUUUUUUCCACUUCAGGGUAUUUUUGUAACUGUACAGUAGCAAUAAAAGAACAAACUUGGUAGAAAAUUCAGU
Messenger RNA from Ficedula albicollis (Collared flycatcher), 2603 nucleotides. It is a transcript of the gene USP30, whose product is annotated as ubiquitin specific peptidase 30. Gene Ontology annotation, cellular component: nucleus; cytosol. The transcript has 13 exons. Gene Ontology annotation, biological process: protein deubiquitination. Gene Ontology annotation, molecular function: cysteine-type deubiquitinase activity; cysteine-type endopeptidase activity. The record is from RefSeq and is a predicted model, not a curated record. Lineage: Eukaryota; Metazoa; Chordata; Aves; Passeriformes; Muscicapidae. Bases 1 to 1239 code for a protein of 412 amino acids.